CCAGGUGAGGGCGCGCUGGCGGCGGCGGAGGAAGGUGACAGCGGGGAGGGCGGGAGAGUGGGGGGGGAGGACGCCCGGACAGAGCCUCAGACAGUUGGGCGGACGGACGGCCCGACAGGCGGGCAUGCGGGCGGCCAGACGCUAGCCGAGCAGCGAGGCUCCGGCCGCAGCCAUGGAGCGGCGGCUGAGCGCCCUGGAGCAGCUGGCGCAGGGCGAGGCCGGCGGCGGCCCGGGGCUCGACGGCCUCCUAGAUCUGCUGCUGGCGCUGCACCACGAGCUCAGCAGCGGCCCCCUACGGCGGGAGCGCAGCGUGGCGCAGUUCCUGAGCUGGGCCAGCCCCUUCGUAUCAAAGGUGAAAGAACUGCGUCUGCAGAGAGAUGACUUUGAGAUCUUGAAGGUGAUCGGCCGAGGAGCCUUUGGGGAGGUCGCCGUGGUGAGGCAGAGAGACACUGGGCAGAUUUUUGCCAUGAAAAUGCUGCACAAGUGGGAGAUGCUGAAGAGGGCUGAGACAGCCUGUUUCCGGGAGGAGCGGGAUGUGCUCGUGAAAGGGGACAGCCAUUGGGUGACCACUCUGCACUAUGCCUUCCAAGACGAGGAGUACCUGUACCUUGUGAUGGACUACUAUGCCGGUGGGGACCUCCUGACGCUGCUGAGCCGCUUCGAGGACCGUCUCCCGCCCGAGCUGGCCCAGUUCUACCUGGCUGAGAUGGUGCUGGCCAUCCACUCGCUGCACCAGCUGGGUUACGUCCACAGGGAUGUCAAGCCAGACAAUGUCCUGCUGGAUGUGAACGGGCACAUUCGCCUGGCUGACUUCGGCUCCUGCCUGCGUCUCAACACCAAUGGCAUGGUGGAUUCAUCAGUGGCAGUAGGGACGCCGGACUAUAUCUCCCCUGAGAUCCUGCAGGCCAUGGAGGAGGGCAAGGGCCACUACGGCCCACAGUGUGACUGGUGGUCGCUUGGAGUCUGCGCCUAUGAGCUGCUCUUUGGGGAGACGCCCUUCUAUGCCGAGUCCUUGGUGGAAACCUACGGCAAGAUCAUGAACCACGAGGACCACUUGCAGUUCCCCCCGGACGUGCCUGAUGUGCCAGCCAGCGCCCAAGACCUGAUCCGCCAGCUGCUGUGUCGCCAGGAAGAGCGGCUAGGCCGUGGUGGGCUGGACGACUUCCGGAACCAUCCUUUCUUCGAAGGCGUGGACUGGGAGCGGCUGGCGAGCAGCACGGCCCCCUAUAUUCCUGAGCUGCGGGGGCCCAUGGACACCUCCAACUUUGACGUGGAUGAUGACACCCUCAACCAUCCAGGGACCCUGCCACCGCCCUCCCACGGGGCCUUCUCCGGCCACCACCUGCCAUUUGUGGGCUUCACCUAUACCUCGGGCAGUCACAGUCCUGAGAGCAGCUCUGAGGCCUGGGCUGCCCUGGAGCGGAAGCUCCAGUGUCUGGAGCAGGAGAAGGUGGAGCUGAGCAGGAAGCACCAAGAGGCCCUGCACACCCCCACAGACCAUCGGGAGCUGGAGCAGCUACGGAAGGAAGUUCAGACUCUGAGGGAGAGGCUGUCAGAGAUGCUGAGGGACAAGGCCUCAUUGUCCCAGAUGGAUGGGCCCCCAGCUGGUAGCCCAGGUCAGGACAGUGACCUACGGCAGGAGCUUGACCGGCUUCACCAGGAGCUGGCCGAGGGUCGGGCAGGGCUGCAGGCUCAGGAGCAGGAGCUCUGCAGGGCCCAGGGGCAGCAGGAGGAGCUGCUUCAGAGGCUGCAGGAGGCCCAGGAGAGAGAGGUGGCCACAGCUAGCCAGACCCAGGCCCUGAGCUCCCAGCUGGAGGAAGCCCAGGCUGCCCAGAGGGAGCUGGAGGCCCAGGUGUCCUCCCUGAGCCGGCAGGUGACACAGCUGCAGGGACAGUGGGAGCAACGCCUUGAGGAGUUUUCCCAGCCCAAGACCAUCCACACAGCCUCUGAGACCAACGGGAUGGGACCCCCCGAGGGUGGGCCUCAGGAGGCCCAACUGAGGAAGGAGGUGGCCGCCCUGCGAGAGCAGCUAGAGCAGGCCCACAGCCACAGGCUGAGUGGUAAGGAGGAGGCUCUGUGCCAGCUGCAGGAGGAAAACCGGAGGCUGAGCCAGGAGCAGGAGCGGCUAGAAGCAGAGCUGGCCCAGGAGCAGGAGAGCAAGCAGCGGCUGGAGGGUGAGCGGCGGGAGACGGAGAGCAACUGGGAGGCCCAGCUCGCCGACAUCCUCAGCUGGGUGAAUGAUGAGAAGGUCUCAAGAGGCUACCUGCAGGCCCUGGCCACCAAGAUGGCAGAGGAGCUGGAGUCCUUGAGGAACGUAGGCACCCAGACGCUCCCUGCCCGGCCACUGGACCACCAGUGGAAGGCGCGGCGACUGCAGAAGAUGGAGGCCUCGGCCAGGCUGGAGCUGCAGUCAGCGCUGGAGGCCGAGAUCCGCGCCAAGCAGGGCCUGCAGGAGCAGCUGACGCAGGUGCAGGAGGCCCAGCUGCAGGCUGAGCGCCGUCUGCAGGAGGCCGAGAAGCAGAGCCAGGCCCUGCAACAGGAGCUCGCCAUGCUGCGGGAGGAGCUGCGGGCCCGAGGGCCAGCGGACACCAAGCCCUCAAACUCCCUGAUUCCCUUCCUGUCCUUCCGGAGCUCAGAGAAGGAUUCUGCCAAGGACCCUGGCAUCUCAGGAGAGGCCACAAGGCAUGGAGGGGAGCCAGAGCUGAGGCCGGAGGGCCGACGCAGCCUGCGCAUGGGGGCUGUGUUCCCCAGAGCACCCACUGCCAACACAGCCUCUACAGAAGGUCUUCCUGCUAAGCCCGGCUCACACACGCUGCGCCCCCGGAGCUUCCCAUCCCCAACCAAGUGUCUCCGCUGCACCUCGCUGAUGCUGGGCCUGGGCCGCCAGGGCCUGGGUUGUGAUGCCUGCGGCUACUUUUGUCACACAACCUGUGCCCCACAGGCCCCACCCUGCCCCGUGCCCCCUGACCUCCUCCGCACAGCCCUGGGAGUACACCCUGAAACGGGCACAGGCACUGCCUAUGAGGGCUUUCUGUCGGUGCCACGGCCCUCAGGCGUCCGGCGGGGCUGGCAGCGCGUGUUUGCUGCCCUGAGUGACUCACGCCUGCUGUUGUUUGACGCCCCUGACCCGAGGCUCAGCCCGCCCAGCGGGGCCCUCCUGCAGGUCCUGGAUCUGAGGGACCCCCAGUUCUCGGCUACCCCUGUCCUGGCCUCUGAUGUCAUCCAUGCCCAAUCCAGGGACCUGCCACGCAUCUUUAGGGUGACGACCUCCCAGCUGGCAGUGCCGCCCACCAUGUGCACUGUGCUGCUGCUGGCGGAGAGCGAGGGGGAGCGGGAACGCUGGCUGCAGGUGUUGGGUGAGCUGCAGCGGCUGCUGCUGGAUGCGCGGCCAAGACCCCGGCCUGUGUACACACUCAAGGAGGCCUACGACAACGGGCUGCCGCUGCUGCCCCACACGCUCUGCGCUGCCAUCCUUGACCAGGAUCGACUUGCACUUGGCACCGAGGAGGGGCUCUUUAUCAUCCAUCUGCACAGCAACGACAUCUUCCAGGUGGGGGAGUGCCGGCGCGUGCAGCAGCUGGCCUUGAGCCCCAGCGCAGGCCUGCUGGUUGUGCUGUGUGGCCGUGGCCCCAGCGUGCGUCUCUUUGCCCUGGCGGAGCUGGAGAACGUAGAGGUAGCAGGUGCCAAGAUCCCUGAGUCUCGAGGCUGCCAGGCGCUGGCAGCUGGAAGCAUCCUGCAGGCCCGCACCCCGGUGCUCUGUGUAGCCGUCAAGCGCCAGGUGCUCUGCUACCAGCUGGGCCCAGGCCCUGGGCCCUGGCAGCGCCGCAUCCGUGAGCUGCAGGCACCCGCCACUGUGCAGAGCCUGGGGCUGCUGGGCGACCGGCUAUGUGUGGGCGCCGCCGGUGGCUUUGCACUCUACCCGCUGCUCAACAAGGCUGCACCGUUGGCGCUGGGGGCCGGUUUGGUGCCUGAGGAGCUGCCACCAUCCCGCGGGGGCCUGGGUGAGGCACUGGGUGCCGUGGAGCUUAGCCUCAGUGAGUUCCUGCUACUCUUCACCACUGCUGGCAUCUACGUGGAUGGCGCAGGCCGCAAGUCUCGUGGCCACGAGCUGUUGUGGCCAGCAGCGCCCAUGGGCUGGGGGUAUGCGGCCCCCUACCUGACAGUGUUCAGCGAGAACUCCAUCGAUGUGUUUGACGUGAGGAGGGCAGAAUGGGUGCAGACCGUGCCGCUCAAGAAGGUGCGGCCCCUCAAUCCAGAGGGCUCCCUGUUCCUCUACGGCACCGAGAAGGUCCGCCUGACCUACCUCAGGAACCAGCUGGCAGAGAAGGACGAGUUCGACAUCCCGGACCUCACCGACAACAGCCGGCGCCAGCUGUUCCGCACCAAGAGCAAGCGCCGCUUCUUUUUCCGCGUGUCGGAGGAACAGCAGAAGCAGCAGCGCAGGGAGAUGCUGAAGGACCCUUUUGUGCGCUCCAAGCUCAUCUCGCCGCCUACCAACUUCAACCACCUAGUACACGUGGGCCCUGUCAACGGGCGGCCCGGCGCCAGGGACAAGUCUCGGCCCCUCCGCACUGUCACCCAACAGGCUCCCGAAGAGAAGGGCCGAGUUGCCCGCGGCUCCGGCCCACAGCGGCCCCACAGCUUCUCCGAGGCGUUGCGGCGCCCAGCCUCCAUGGGCAGCGAAGGCCUCGGUGGAGACGCAGACCCCAUGAAGAGAAAACCUUGGACAUCCCUGUCCAGCGAGUCUGUGUCCUGUCCCCAGGGAUCGCUGAGCCCUGCAACCUCCCUAAUGCAGGUUUCAGAACGGCCCCGAAGCCUCCCCCUAUCCCCUGAUUUGGAGAGCUCUCCUUGAUGCCCUCUGUUAGGGCCCACCCCAAUCCCAGGGCAGAAGGACAUGAGGGAGCGAAGAGCUUGAGGAAUGCCAUACUCCGGCUGGUCCGGGACAUGGAAAUUCGGACUCAGGGAGGGCCUGGGCUGGGCAAUGACUGGGAGGCUUGCCUGGGUUCCCAGGACUUGGGGGUCCUGACUCCCAGCCCUCAUCCUGCCUUACCCCUCUGUUCCCAGCCCCAGCCUUUGUAAGCCAUUGGGAAUAGAAUGGCCCCUUUUGUCCUGGUGUCCAGGGGUGAUUGUGCCAAAGCUCUUAUUUCCAGUGCCAAGCCCCCAGAGGCUUGUAAGAGUUGGGAUGAGGGAUGGAGAGGGACUGGGUCUCUGGGAACAGGUUGGAGGUCUUAUCUGUGGACUGUCUGACUCCCAGCUGAGGCCAAGAUGGGGCAUGUCCUGAUCUCUGCUUAGCAUCUGGGUGAGAAAAACAGGCUGCGAUCCAGAGGAAGGGAAGAUAGAGAAGGAGGGAAAGGAUGUAGGCGAAGGAGGUGAGAGGAUAGGAGGAAGGAAGUGGAGGAGGAGGUGAUAGGAAUUGGAAGGAGGUAGAAGCUGUGCAGAGGAAGAGGGGAGAGGGACAAAGGAGGAGUGAUGAAGAAGAGGAGGGAGACAAAAAGAGGGAUGGAGGAGAGAGGGAGUCUAGAGAACAAAGGGUCCUUUUUCUGGGGAGGGAUGUGGUGGGCAGGGCUGACACUGUCAGCCAAUCCUCCCAUCGGGGAAGAGAAUCCUGGACAGGGACAGGAUGGAGAGGGUAUUUAUAAGGGCUUUUUGGUGGGAGAUGGGUACCCAGUGGGGGCCACUGGAGGGUCUCCGGGCACACUCUGGCCCUUCCCAGAAAGGGGGUCCUUUUUCUCGAAGCUUCAACCAGUUGUGUGUUAGGGGAACCUAGGGGGCAUUUUACUAUUGAUCACAGUCAUUAUAUUGUUAUUAUAUUACUAUUUUUAUUAAACCUCCCCCCACUGAAGUGUGGGGGGCAAAAUAAGUAUUUAUCUCCUCAAAUGCCACAUUCCCAGGAGGGACAGACCCUGAUGCUCUGUGCAGCAGCAAGAAACCAAUAAAGACAGCUUUGUAAGC
Nomascus leucogenys (northern white-cheeked gibbon) is the source of this 5952-nucleotide messenger RNA. It is a transcript of the gene CDC42BPG, whose product is annotated as CDC42 binding protein kinase gamma. The coding region runs from base 173 to 4852 and encodes 1559 amino acids. The transcript is spliced from 37 exons. Gene Ontology annotation, cellular component: cytoplasm; cytoskeleton. The record is from RefSeq and is a predicted model, not a curated record. Lineage: Eukaryota; Metazoa; Chordata; Mammalia; Primates; Hylobatidae. Gene Ontology annotation, biological process: peptidyl-threonine phosphorylation; actomyosin structure organization. Gene Ontology annotation, molecular function: ATP binding; protein serine/threonine kinase activity.